Messenger RNA from Ixodes scapularis (black-legged tick), 1630 nucleotides. Its product is annotated as SPRY domain-containing protein 3-like. Gene Ontology annotation, molecular function: protein binding. The transcript is spliced from 10 exons. The record is from RefSeq and is a predicted model, not a curated record. Bases 197 to 1486 code for a protein of 429 amino acids. Lineage: Eukaryota; Metazoa; Arthropoda; Arachnida; Ixodida; Ixodidae.
GUUUGUCUGCCCGACGGAGUUUACUGCUUUACUUGCCGUGUUGAAUUGUCAAGUUAGAAAAGCAGCGGUGAUGUGACAUUUUAACAACUGUUUCGAAUCGACGAGGGUGCCCGGAAACACGCUGAACAAGAGCAUCGCCCGCGUGGUCUCGGGGCAGAUGCGUCGCCGUCCGCCCUGCCCUUAGCCACCCAAUCCGAUGCUGAGGAUGGAGGGCGCCCCGGAGCGCCCGCCGCCCAAGCUGGCCGCGGGACAGGUGUUUCGUCCCAUGCUCGACAUGCGCCGGCUCUUCUCCAGCAACGUCCUCGUCGAGGGCAACGUCCUCCGCCGGGAGUCGGAGAGCCGUCCCGGCCUGUACAUCGGGGCAGAACCUGCGAGCACGGAGUGCGGCUACUUCGAGAUGGAGCUGCUGGACCUGGGCUCCGGGCUCGGGGACCUGCUCAUGGGCUUCCUCUCCCCGGCCGACACGGAGGGCUCUUCCGACCGGCCCGACUGGGAGUCGGCCCUUUCGCUCGGCUGCCGCAUCAGCCGGGGACGCCUUUGGCAGGGAAAGAGCGGCGUCCCGGGUGUGGUGUGCAGCACGGGCGACAGGGUGGGCUGCGGCGUGCACCUGGGACAGGGGGACGGCCACUGCAACUGGCGCACCCUGGUCACCCUCUUCGUCACCCACAACGGCACCGAGGUGGCCCGGUCGACGUCCCUCCUGUCGGGGGGCCUCCAGCCGGCCGUGCUGCUGCAGGGGGCCCAGCGGGUACGUCUGCUGGGCCAGGACCCCUCCUCCUGCGGCCUGGGCUCCGGCCUGGAGGACGCCCUCAUGUGCGUCGACUCCCACGAGGAGGACUGGCUCAGGCUGCACGACGUCCGGCUCAACGGACCCGUGCUGGAGUACUCUGGCCGGGGGGCCAGCAUGGUGGACGUGGGACUGGCCCAAACUCGGUGCCCCCUCAACACCACCAGCCACUACUACGAGCUGGAGAUCCUGGACCCUGGGGAGAAGUGCUGCAUUGCCAUCGGACUAGCCCACAAGGACUACCCAAGGCACAGGCAUCCGGGGUGGAACGAGGGGUCCAUCGCCUACCACGCGGAUGAUGGCAAGAUCUUCGUGGGGAGCGGCGAAGGAUCCUGUUUUGGUCCCAGGUGCAAAAAAGGGGACGUGAUGGGCUGCGGCAUCCUGUUUCCCCGGGAGUAUGUGGCCGAGGAGGAGGAGUGUGGGGCAGAGGAGCGCCUCCUGGACAACAGCCCCUGGUCCCUGGGGGGACCCGACGAGGACAGCGACAACGACGAGGGCUGCCACUGCUGGAGGGAGGCCGAUGACCCCUUUGGGCAGGAGCCCCCCGACGCCAUCCUGGUUCAGGUGUUCUUCACGCACAACGGCGUCAACGUGGGUCGGCGGGAAGUGGCGCUUCCCCGCGGCGGUCUCUACCCGACGGUGGGGAUGCUCAGCCGGAAGGAGAAAGUGAAGGUGGACCUGCACCCUCUCACGGGCUGAGCGCCGCCCGCCUCCGCCGACUCUCCGGCGCCACCGUCUCCGCUCCGAACUGUUGGGGGUGGGACCGAUCACUCCAGCGAGAGCCUUUUGGUUUUGUGGGACUUUUCGAAGACACCCUUCCUAUAAACAUAAACUGAACUCCCA